Saxophila tyrrhenica is the source of this 1338-nucleotide messenger RNA. It is a transcript of the gene JIP5, whose product is annotated as WD repeat-containing protein jip5. The transcript has a single exon. The coding region runs from base 1 to 1338 and encodes 445 amino acids. The record is from RefSeq and is a predicted model, not a curated record. Gene Ontology annotation, molecular function: protein binding. Lineage: Eukaryota; Fungi; Ascomycota; Dothideomycetes; Mycosphaerellales; Extremaceae.
AUGCUGGACGCCAUUUGCACCCUUCCGCUCGGCGCUGACCUCUUCACUCAAGCCAUUCACCCUAUUGAGCCUCUGGUCGCCGUCGGCCUCAGCAGUGGUCAUGUCGCAACGCUCAGACUUCCCCCGGUAGAACUGUCCUCCAACGCCAAUGGUGACAACUCAAGCAGCGACGAGGACAGCGAGCCAGCGCCAAAGCGCAGAAGAGGGAGCGAUGGUACCGGUGUAGUGGACACAGUAUGGCGCACGCGCAGACACCAGGGGAGCUGUCGCACUCUAAGCUACAGCAUCGAUGGACGGAGUCUAUACUCAGCCGGGACCGAUGGCAUCGUCAAGGCCGCGGAUGCGGAGACGGGUAAGGUUACAGGAAAAGUGGCCAUCCCUACCCUUCGUGCCGGAAGACACGAGGAAGAUCCGCCCACCGUGCUGCACGCCUUGAGCCCGCAGACACUUCUUCUCGCUACAGACUCAGGUGCUCUUCACCUGUACGACCUCCGGGAUCCUGCCCCGUCUGUCCCAGCUUCGGACAAGACCGCCUUCAUCAACACCAAACCAGCGCAAACGCACUAUCCUCACCAAGACUACAUCUCUUCUCUCACCCCUCUACCGCCGUCAAGCACGUCCACGAGCGGCUACAGCAAGCAAUGGCUAACGACCGGGGGCACAACACUAGCCCUCACAGACCUGAGGCGCGGCGUCCUGGUUAAAAGCGAGGAUCAAGAAGAACUGCUUCUCUCCUCUAUCUACGUCAGUGGUCUGCCGACGAAGCGGAGCUCUGGAGGAAGCGGGGAGAAAGCACUGAUUGGCGGGGCUGACGGUGUGCUUACACUGUGGGAGAAGGGCCAGUGGGACGAUCAGGACGAGCGAAUCACAGUUUCGAAGGAGAAAGAGACACUGGAUUGCCUGUCAGUCUUUCCGGAUGGUGUAGGUGGAAUUGGCAAGAAGGUUGCAGUAGGCCUGGGCGAUGGAAAAGUUCGAUUCGUACGUUUAGGGCAGAAUCAAGUGGUUGGCGAGGUCAUGCACGAUGAAGUCGAGGGAGUGGUAGGAUUAGGAUUCGACGUGGGUGGAAGGAUGAUCAGUGGUGGUGGGAGCACGGUCAAAGUAUGGCAAGAGCACGUUGAUGAUGAUGAGGAGGAGGGUGAAGAAGACGAGGUAGCGAACGCUGAAGUCGAAGGGGGAGUGGAGAAGCGCGCUACGGACAGCGACGAAAGUGACAGCGAUUCCGACGGUCAGGAAAGUAGUGAUGAGGAGGUCGAGAAGACGAGGAAGAGGCGUAAGAAGCGGAAACGGGGCAAAGGUCCAGCACCCUCGAGCUCGUUCAGCUUUGCUGGUUUGGACUAG